This is a messenger RNA of Daldinia loculata, 871 nucleotides long. Its product is annotated as reactive mitochondrial oxygen species modulator 1-domain-containing protein. Gene Ontology annotation, biological process: protein insertion into mitochondrial inner membrane; protein import into mitochondrial matrix. The record is from RefSeq and is a predicted model, not a curated record. The transcript has 5 exons. NCBI's taxonomy places the organism in Eukaryota, Fungi, Ascomycota, Sordariomycetes, Xylariales, Hypoxylaceae. Bases 229 to 564 code for a protein of 111 amino acids. Gene Ontology annotation, cellular component: TIM23 mitochondrial import inner membrane translocase complex.
CGUAUUUGUUUCUUUAUCGAUAAACUCGACCUGUGGACCUAAUCACUCAGCCGCGCCAAGAAUCUGAAGAUCCUGGCUUUGCAACGGCUGAUUCGCGAAAUCAUUUCCAAGAGCCUCGGAAGAAAGAAGCAUCCCACCAGCCAGCAAAACCAACUUAAACUUCCCUUUCUAAACUAUUAUACCGCCAUAAAGAUUCAGUCAGAUACCUAAGAUUUGAAUUAGCUCAAGAUGCCGCCUGUUCCAACAACCCGCGGCCCUCAAGGCCCCUCCACCGUUGACAAGCUUAAGAUGGGAGCUAUGAUGGGCGGUACUGUUGGCGUUAUUAUCGGUUUCAUUUUCGGAACUGUGAACAUAUUUAGAUACGGCGCCGGACAGCACGGUAUCAUGCGAACUUUAGGUCAAUAUAUGUUAGGAUCUGGCGCUACAUUUGGCUUCUUCAUGUCGAUUGGAAGUGUUAUCAGAACUGACGCGUCGCCCAUCGCCGUCGAAGCAUUUGCGCGAGCACAACGACGACCUUUUAUCAUGUCCCCCCAAUCAAGCACGUAUCGACCACGAAGUCAAUAGAACUUUGCCCACCUCAUAGUACCGCCGCGGAGCUUGGGCUGAGGAUAAGACCUUACGAAAAGUUAGCGUCCGAUUCUUUGCAGCUUCGAUUUUUAUAGUUCUGCAGAAAAGUCGUAUCAACAGCUAAGACAUACCAAAUUCAUCGACUAAAGAAUUUCUAUCAUCAAGGAUGCUAGACUGGACGGAAACUAUGGGUCGAUCUGAUAUUGAGCUUCUACUAGCCACACCAGCUGGGAAGUUGUAAUAUAUCGAAUCUUGUAUAUAUACUAAUUAUGACAGCUCUGAGACUCAGAGAAAUGUCAAGCAA